Molecule: messenger RNA, 925 nt
Organism: Amphimedon queenslandica
Lineage: Eukaryota; Metazoa; Porifera; Demospongiae; Haplosclerida; Niphatidae
Exons: 7
Coding region: 50-778 (242 amino acids)
Source: RefSeq, a predicted model, not a curated record
UAUAGAUCCAUUGGGAAGUGCCUCUAGACCUGUCACUAGUUUAAAGCUGAUGGUGUUUAUUGGAGAUGCAGCUGAUGGUGUAGGUAGUUUAUAUGAGGAUGAUGGUGUUACUGAAGGUUAUAUUAAUAAUAACUCAUCUUCUUGUAACUUUUCUUACAAACAUGACACUUCAAAAGAGGAACUUACAGUAAGUAUUGGCCAAUUUGUUGGUACUUAUGAUGGCUCUCCAUCAAAAAGAAGCUACCAAAUUGUUAUUCCAAACUUCUGGCCAGCUGAGGAAGUCCAGCUUAACUCAAAUUCAUUAAGUUAUUGUCCAUUAAGAGGUUCAUUUGAUGAAUAUACCAGUGACUGCUGGACUUAUGAUGGGAGUACUCUAUCCCUCAUUGUUAUUAUUGUGACACCACAAGCUACUAGUGAUGCAGUGAAUGUCCAAGUAGCAUAUACACAGUUCAAUGUGUUUGAUCCAUACAAUAUCAAUAUCAAUAUCAAUGGAGAGUCCAAGAGUGUUGGAUUCACUGGUAUGGUGAGACGUCUUAGAAGCCUUAAAGAAUUACUUGAUAACCAGUGGGGACUUGCAACUCAAGUUUAUCAAGAAGAUUACAGAAGUUUGAUCGAUGCUUCUGAAGCUGGUAUUAGAAUAACAUACUCACCAACUGAUAUCGGAUCACUGAUCAAUGGAUUCAGGGAUAACAUAGAGGAUACAUAUAAUUCUGUAACUGAUCUGAAGCUUAAUUCAACUCUCAGAGCAAUACUUGAAGCACAGUUGACUUUAAAUUAAUCAAGCCUAUCAAGCCUUUUCUCAUUAUGCUGCUGCUAUAUAGUAACUUAUUUAUAGUGUGAAAUCAUUUCUCAGCUGUUGUUUAACAUUUUUUAUAAGCUAUCUUGCGGUUUGUUUCUACUCUACACACUAUUGUGGACAACUGGA